Nymphalis io (European peacock) is the source of this 3445-nucleotide messenger RNA. Its product is annotated as ATP-binding cassette sub-family G member 1. The transcript is spliced from 10 exons. Gene Ontology annotation, molecular function: ATP hydrolysis activity; ABC-type transporter activity; ATP binding. The record is from RefSeq and is a predicted model, not a curated record. Gene Ontology annotation, cellular component: plasma membrane. The coding region runs from base 367 to 2247 and encodes 626 amino acids. Lineage: Eukaryota; Metazoa; Arthropoda; Insecta; Lepidoptera; Nymphalidae.
GCGACCGGGAGCGCAUGCGUGUUGCGGCUCGGAUAGUUCGGAUAUACGCAUGAGAAGCUACGGGUUGAGAAGUGACGGGGGGUGGCUGACGUGAUGGUACUUGCUUUCAAGCUUCACUUCAGUGCCAGUUAGCCACUGCGACUGCACGCCGUAGCGCUGGUUAUGUGCAACAUUCGAAUUUAGAACAUAGUCGAAUGACAUCGCUUUUUUUGCCGCGCGGUUCGAAAGUUUGAUUUCGUGCGGAAAUUAAAAGUGCAUUAGUGAACAUCGUUUUCUACAAAGAUUUGGUGUCACUUUUUGUAUCUGUAAUAUAUAACAUUGUUCGUGUAUUUUGUGACUUAACGACAAUACGACAGCCUUCCGAAAAUGGAUCUGGAGUUUCGAAACUUGUCAUACACGGUGUUUAACAAAAUAGUAAGAGGACCGGGAAAACAGGUUGUCAAAGGCGUCAGUGGGAGGUUUAUGUCCGGUCAACUCAUUGCUAUUAUGGGUCCGUCUGGUGCCGGCAAGAGCUCUCUAUUGAAUGUAAUUUCAGGUUACAAGUCCGCAGGUGUAACUGGCGAAUUACUUGUGAAUGGGCAACCUCGUGACGAACACCUCUUCAAAAGAUCAUCAUGCUAUAUAACGCAAGAGGAUCUGCACCAACCCCUCCUCACGGUUCGCGAAGCUAUGGACGUUGCAGCCAAGUUUAAACUUCCAAAGGGCGCGAAAAUUCCAUCAGAAGAUAUUUUACAGCAACUUGGUCUAUUAGAACAUCAGCAUACGAGGACAGAUCAGCUUUCUGGAGGACAAAAGAAAAGAUUAUCGAUAGCAUUGGAGCUGGUGAAUAAUCCACCAGUGUUUUUCCUUGACGAGCCAACAAGUGGCUUGGACACAGUCACAACGGUUCAGUGUGUGAAGUUGUUGAAGCAAUUGGCGCGGCAAGGAAGAACUGUCGUGUGUACAAUUCAUCAGCCUGCUGCAUCUCUAUUCGAAAUAUUUGAUCAGGUAUACGUUUUAGCUGAUGGGUGUUGUAUCUACCAGGGCGACACAGACGCUAUGGUACCAUAUCUAAGUAGCGUCGGUUUACACUGCCCCAGACAUCACAACCCGGCAGAUUUCAUCAUAGAAGUAACAGAAAACCCACAUAACACAAAAAUGUUAUGUGACGAAAUAUUAAACGGGCGUAUAUAUAAAUCAACUAAAAUGGACACAGCUAUAAGUGAACCGAUCAAUAAUAUACAGUUGAAAGUCUGUUAUCAAAUUGAAGACGAUUCGGGAGAGACGGAAAUCGUUUUGUCAGAUGAGAAAUGUACUUUUAAAGUGAAACAGUUGAAUGAGAUAAGUAAUUCGACGACAUCAUUGGGUCGAUUAUCUAGAGACGAUUCGUCAUUGGCUUGGAUGAAAAUACAGGAAUCAACAAAUCAAUACCCUACGACCUAUUUCCAACAGUUUUCGAUACUUCUCCGUCGAAUGAUGUUACAAAUAUCGAGAAAUAGACAAGCAUUAUGGAUCCAAACCAUACACCACGUGAUGUGCGCUGUGUUAAUAGGCCUUUGUUUCUUCGGUACGGCUAACGACGGCUCACAAAUGUUCAACCACUUAAAGAUGUGCGUUGGUCUUGUGAUAUUCUUUUCGUAUACGCAAAUCAUGGUACCAGUGCUUGUAUAUCCUGAGGAAGUAAAGCUAGUGAAGAAAGAACAUUUCAACAGCUGGUACAGCCUCGUACCGUACUAUGCUGCUUUGACGGUGUCAAAAUUGCCAGUCCAAGUUACCUUGAACAUGAUAUUUUGCACGAUCGUGUUCUUCAUGGUAGGAGUACCCUUCAGUGCUGCGAGAUUUAUAGUCUUCUGUAUUGUUGGCAACAUCGUUUCCUUGGUGUCUGAGGGACUCGGUAUGGCGAUCGGAUCGGUUUUCAGUGUGAGGAAUGGCUGUGCAAUCGGCCCAGCUGCCAUCGCACCAUUCCUUGGUCUCGCCAUCUACGGCUUCGACUUCGCCCACAGGAUCCCUCUGCUCAUGAACAUUAUCAUGAAGACCUCUUUCAUCAGAUGUGGCGUAGUCGCUAUGGUACUUACAGUUUUUGGCUUUGGUAGAAAACCUUUGGAAUGUGAUGACGUCUACUGCCAUUUCGCAAAACCAGACGUUCUAUUACAAUAUUUAGAUAUAGAAAACAGUUCAGUCUGGCUAGAAAUUCUUAUAAUGGUAAGCAUCCUGUUAUCAGUAAGAUUCCUCUGCUUUAUGGGUCUUAGAUAUCGCUUUGCUACGUGAUUUACAAAAUAUUAAAAUAUACAAUGUGAUUUAGUGUGAUACGUACUUAUUAGUAAUUCUAUGUUCUAAUCAAAUGGGAGGACAUUACAUGCUGUUUUAUGUAUGUGAUAGAUUAAUUUAAUGUUAUCGUAAUUUAAAAUGUGUCUCCAAUGCAUUCUGUAAUAGGGAAUAUCUCUAGCCAAAGAUUUUUUUAUUAUUGUUUAAACGAAUUAAUAAUAGAUUUGGUCUAAGUAAACAUCAAUUUGCUGGAAUAUUGGUCUAAGUAAACAAUUAAAAAUGAAGUUGGAAUAAUUCUGCCUAUUGUAAAAUAUUAUACACAAACUAUACGAGACGUUACGAAAAUUUGGAUGAUUUUACUUUCUACCUUUCGAUUCGUUCUUUAAGAGCAUGAGUGAGACAAUUUUUCGAGCGUGAAUGGGCAUGACAAGUUACAUAGGUAUGUGGGUGGAUUGAGUGUGUGAAAAAAGAAAUAUAAUAAAAAUAAUAGCGUUAACUGCGACGCAGACCAAAUUAAAAAUAUAUGCAUUGAAUAUUUGGUAGACUUAAGUCAUAUGAAGGUUUUUUUUUUUUUUUAAUUUAAUAUUGUCUUGUGUACUUAUGCGAUAUUUCGGUCCUGCUUUUCUUAAAAGUGUCUAAAAUUAUUAAUAUACAUCUAAUUGAUGGUGAAUGUACUUACUACCUAGUAAGAAGACCUUUUUUCUGUCGCACUUUUUAUCUAUACGAUGAUUUAAUGCAGUCGUCGCUCUUGUCAAACGAAAUGUACUUCGUAUUCACUGCUGGAUUUUUUAAAUUAAUAUUUUAAUUAUUAAAAGGUGAUUAUUUUGUUUUGAUCAGACUGUCAAAAUUAAUACCUUAUGUAUUUGACUGUAAUUAAAAAAUAUUGAAAACAUAAUAGCAAUAUUAUCACUAAAAAUAUUAUUUAAUAGAAUAACUUGUAAAUUCAUUAAAUAUCAAUUCAAUUAAUUGUUACGGGGCUUUUAUGAGUAGAUUACUUGAUUAAUGUAAUAUUGAGAAUGGGCGUCAAUAAGUACUGUUAGAAAAACAGUUUUUAGACACAAAAAAUUAUCUGUAAUUUUGCUAUGUAGUUAACUACUGGUUCAUAUUCCAUGAGGUUAAUGAAAUGAUAUUACUUAAUAGAAUAAGUAUAAACAUUAAAGUAUUUAAGGCUUUAUUAUUAUUAUUCCUAGUUUGCUGAGUA